This is a messenger RNA of Adineta steineri, 534 nucleotides long. NCBI's taxonomy places the organism in Eukaryota, Metazoa, Rotifera, Eurotatoria, Adinetida, Adinetidae. The record is from the annotation of a GenBank genome assembly.
AUGAAAUUUAUUUUUAUAUUUCUGGUAUUAAUUGUUGCUGUUGUAAGAGAAAGUGAUGGAAUACAUGCUCAUGCAGAGAUGUAUCUUGCAGGAACAAAUGAUUUUAUUGGAACAAUUAACUUAUAUGAGGAGAAAGAGGCUUGGGGUGUUAUUAUGACUGGUUUUGUCAAUCGUCUAAGACCUUUAGCAGUAUUAGGUUUUCAUGUUCAUUCGGAGCCCAUUGGAAACAAUCAUAAUUGUACAGCUGGUGGUGUUCAUUUCAAUCCAUACAAUGUAUCUCAUGGAAUGCCAAGCGAUUCUGUUCGACAUGUCGGUGAUCUGGGUAAUAUUGAAGUAAAUGCUGAUGGUGGAGCCUAUAUUGGAUUACGUGAUAAUGUUAUUUCGCUCGGAUUCGAUAAGACAAGAACUGUUAUUGGUUUACCGCUCAUGAUUCACAAUCUGACUGAUGAUGGAGGUCAUACAGGAAAAGGUGAAAGUAACACGACUGGAAAUGCUGGCCCUCGCAUAGCAUGUGGAACAAUACUUAUUGGUUGA